GUGUCCAGCAGUCUGUAGGCUAGUUUAAUUCGAUCAAGCUGCCAGGUAGUCCAGCUUCCACUCUUUGCAUUCUGUCGCACUCCCACCGCUCCACCUUGCGGAUCGCCUCGACAAUGGGGAACUCGACUAGCCAACCAAUCGCAUGCGCAGCCGUUCUUGACCCAGGGGGGUUCCAAGCAUGCCUCGAGCGCGAUGAGAUGCAGGACGCCAUGGCCGCGGCUCUUCGUGAGAUGCCGUUGGCCAGCCUUCAACGCCUUCAACACGCACUGGAUCAGGCGCGCGCAACGCAAGGGGACGAGCAUGUGCUUCGCUCUUGGGAACAGGCGCCUGACAAAUUCUUCGACUGCAUCGGCAUUACGCCCCGGCCACGCGACUAUGCCUUGGCGUUGGUGAAGAUCAUUGAACAUCUCGACAGUCGGGGGAAGCUCCUCAAGCCCGAGCGCGUACAGCGUCGAGUCGCGCUGUAUCUCGUCCGCCUGUUGAGGCGUCUGUAUCCGGAAGUCAAAACAGAAAAACUAGACAGAAUCCACUCUAAAGCAAAACGCUACGAGCUCCUUGUCGACACAUUCGGGAUGCGGUGCCUCUUGGACCUAGACGAUGAGAUCGAGCAGGUCAUGUAAGCGAGAUAGUCCUCAGACCGAAACUCACCACUAAUGCAGAUGCAGUCUCGAGAAUUAUAGGAAAGAGGGCGACUUCAACCAAGCAUUCGAGCGUCUGAGGGCCAAGAACUUCUGCGCGGACAAUCAACUUCUUGAACCCAUCUUUGAGCGGGUCGUAAAGUGUGAAACAGACGGGAUGAAGAAGUUUUACGGAGACAGAACUAUGCC
Microdochium trichocladiopsis is the source of this 827-nucleotide messenger RNA. RefSeq lists its product as uncharacterized. The coding region runs from base 114 to 620 and encodes 168 amino acids. The transcript has a single exon. Lineage: Eukaryota; Fungi; Ascomycota; Sordariomycetes; Xylariales; Microdochiaceae. The record is from RefSeq and is a predicted model, not a curated record.